Monopterus albus (swamp eel) is the source of this 4191-nucleotide messenger RNA. It is a transcript of the gene vps54, whose product is annotated as VPS54 subunit of GARP complex. Gene Ontology annotation, biological process: retrograde transport, endosome to Golgi; Golgi to vacuole transport. The transcript is spliced from 24 exons. Gene Ontology annotation, molecular function: syntaxin binding. The coding region runs from base 94 to 3090 and encodes 998 amino acids. The record is from RefSeq and is a predicted model, not a curated record. Gene Ontology annotation, cellular component: GARP complex. NCBI's taxonomy places the organism in Eukaryota, Metazoa, Chordata, Actinopteri, Synbranchiformes, Synbranchidae.
CGGGUUUGUCACAUCCCGCCUGUCAGAGUGUCAGCUAGCUGUCUGGCUAGCCUGCUAGCAUUACUAGCCUCCCGGGAGGUGUGUCCCAAUGCCAUGGCCUCCAGUCACAGCUCCUCCCUAGUGCCUCGUCCCAGCAGUGGAGGCCGAGAUGGGAUCUACCACAAGGAGCGGGAUGCCUCCCCUCAUCGCUGCCGGCCUGUCCGGUCCCUGCCCGACGUCUGCCCCAAGGAGCCCACUGCAGGUGAGGGGCGUGGCCUGUGCGAUGGCCCGUCUGUGGUGUCUGAGCACGACAGGUGGACAGUUUACAGCUCGAAGGUCAACCUCCCCGCAGCGCUGAAUGACCCGAGGCUUGCCAAACGGGAGUCUGACUUUUUCACCAAAACAUGGGGCCUGGACUUUGCAGAGACUGAGGUGAUGCCCUCCUUCUGCCUCCCCAGCAUCACCAGGGAACACUUUGCGCCCUACCUGCAGGAUAUGGCUCAGAGGGAAAGAAUCCAUGAACGUUGCAAGACGAUUUGUCCCAACAAAGACGACGUGGACGCCGUCUCCACUAUCACCACCAACAACGACAAAUCCAGAGCUGAGCUGGAACAAGUCCCAAAGAUCUUCAUGAAGCCGGACUUUGCUCUGGAGGACCCGGCCAUCUUCAGCGCCGUCCUGCCCUGGUCUCACUUCAACAGCGCUGGAGGGAAGAGUAGCAGAGACAUGGCCUCCUCCAAGCUGCUGCAGGAGAAGCUGAGUCACUACCUGGACGUGGUGGAGGUGAGCAUUGCCCGGCAGAUCUCUCUGCGCUCUGAGGCCUUUUUUCACGCCAUGUCCUCGCAACAUGAGCUACAGGACCAGCUGCAGGAAACACAGCAGGCCGUCGCGACCCUGCGGGGCCGGACCGCAGCCAUGGAUCGCGUCAUGUGCCAGGGGCCUCUGCGGGCCCUCCGCACUGCUCUCACCCGCAACAAUUGCGUGAAGCUGCACAACAAGCUGAAACUGAUGGCGGCGGUGCAUCAGACGCAGCCCACCGUGCAGCUGCUGCUCUCCACCUCAGAGUUUGUCGGAGCACUGGAGCUCAUCGCCACCACCAAGGAGGUGCUGCAGCAGGAGCUGCAGGGAAUCCACAGCUUCAGACAUCUGGGCUCCCAGCUGUGUGAGCUGGAGAAGCUGAUCGAUAAGAUGAUGGUGGAGGACUUCAGCAUGUACGCCCGCAGUGACCUGAACCGCAGCCUGAGGGACGAGCCACAGGUCCUGGAGAAGGUCCUCAUACCAAGCGCUGUGUCACAGAAGGAGCGUCUGGAGUCGUUGGUGUUCGGUCUGCUGCGGCAGAGGAAGCUGGACUUUCUGGACAUUUACAGUGAUGAGAUGAUCUUGGCUGCCAAGUCCAUGGUCGCUCAGUGUGUGGCCGAAAGUGUCGUGCACAUAGAAGAAAUUGACACCGAAGUCGUCACUAAGCUAGCUGACCAGAUGCAUCUGAUGACGUUCCCUCAGUGGUUGGAGCUGCUGAAAAACGUCUUUGACAGUUUCCUUCUCUUCUUACAGAGGAUCAAGACCACACUGAAUGUGAUCAGAAAUGUGGCUCUGGAGGUUCUGGACUCGAACCAGAAGAACAGGCUCCAGGAGGAGGCCGGUUUGGGUCCCUCAGGUGAGGAGGCUCCCCACAGCCCGUCAGUCCUGCAGGGUGAGGCCGAGCUGGCCUACCUGACCCACGAGGGUCUGUUCAUCAGCGACGCUCUGAACAAGGCCCAGCAGCAGCCGGUGGUCCCAGAUCAGGGCUCUGUGGUGGGCUCCAGGACCCAGCAGAACCAGGCAGAUGCCUCUGGGACCACAGAGACCUCCGUCAACGGGGAGCAGAGCUUCAUGUCUGGUGAGAACAUGAUGCCCACUGACCUUGAGCUGAACCAUGUGAUCAGCAGCAUCCAGGAGCUGCUGUACACCGCCUCCGACGUCAGCCACGACCGCUGUGUCAAAGUCCUCACAGCCAGAGCCAAGGACGGCUCUCUGGAGCGUUUGACCUCGGCCGAGUUCGUGUGCCUCUCGCAGGCGGUGGAGGGUUUCAUCGGGGACACCGAGGAGCUGUGUGGCCGGCGCAGCGUCUCCCUGAGGGGGGCGCUGCAGACCCAGGCCAACCGCUUUGUCCACCGCUUCCAUGAAGAACGCAAGACCAAACUCAGCCUCCUCCUGGACAAUGAGCGCUGGAAGGAGGUUUCUGCUGAGUUUCAGGAACUGGGCAACUCCAUCGCUGAUGGCAGAAUAACACUACCAGAGCGCAAAACCCCAGCUCCAGAUGACAGAAAGCCUGCUGAGUUUCUGCUUGUCAACGGGCAAAAGUACGCUGUCAUUGGGACAGUUCUGCUGCUGAUCCGGAUCUUUCUGGAAUACUGUCAGUGUGUCAAUGACAUCCCCUCCGUCGCCACCGACAUGCUGACACGUCUGUCCGACCUGCUCAAGCACUUCAACUCUCGGAGCUGCCAGUUGGUUCUGGGAGCUGGCGCCCUGCAGGUCGUCGGCCUCAAGACCAUCACCACCAAAAACCUGGCGUUAGCUUCCCGCUGCCUGCAGCUGGUGGUUCACUACAUUCCCAUCAUCAGAGCUCAUUUUGAGACCAAACUGCAGCCGAAGCAGUUCAGCGUCCUCAGACACUUCGACCACAUCACCAAGGACUACAACGACCACAUAGCGGAGAUCUCUGCUAAGCUGGUGGCCAUCAUGGACAGUCUGUUUGAGAAGGUUUUGUCAAAGUACGAGGUGAAGGCUCCGAUGCCCUCGGCCUGCUUCAGAAACGUCUGUAAGCAGAUGGCGAAGAUGCACGAAGCCAUUUAUGAACUUUUACCUGAAGAACAGACGCAGCUGGGACCGAACUGCAGUCAGCCAGAUGUUAAGUGUUGCUUUGCUGUGCAGAUGUUGUUUCUGAGGAUCAACACCAGCUUUAAAAUGCACCUGAAGAGGCAGCUGGCGCGCCUCGGAGUCGUUAAUGAUGGAGGACCACAACACGGGCUGGUAAUGGUGGACGUUGCCUUCUACACAGAGAACGUCCAGGCACUGAGAAGCCUCGAGGGGCUCAACCUGAACAUGGCAGAGAUCUGGGAGCAGAAGAGGUGAUGGAGGAUGGAGUCUGGGCGUCCAGGACCAACCGAGGGCUGACGGCAGCCGCCUGAGAGUGGAGGAGGCUCGCAGGGACCAAAAACACAAAACUGGGAGAAGAGCAGCAGCUUCCUGCACAGCUCCACCUUAAAGACUCUCAAGUAACACACAAAGCCUCCUUAAAAACUGCUGCCACCUCGUCUCACUGUGUGCAAUUCAAAGGAACACUAGUAAUUUAUUAGAGUUUAGCGGGAGCGCUGGGUGCGGAUAAUGUCAAAGAAAUGGCAGGUAAUUUAUUUUUCUGUCUUCACUCAAUACGGGGAUGGACUUUUCUCGCCAUGUGGAAGGGAUUUUUAUUAUCAACACACUGAAACUCAGCUUUUCUGUCACUGGUUCUGCACAGUUUUGCAAAAACGUCCCAGCUGAGGAUUCGAGCGAUAAAAGGGUUUGUUUUGGAAAGUAGCUUUUCCUCCUUCCUGCUCUGAAAGAACCCACGGUGUUCCUUCACGGUGCUUCACUUUUUCCAAACCUCGAUCAGCAGCUGGGUUUUGUUUUUGUCGCUGUGGUGAAGGAUUCUUCAGCUUUUAUACUCACAACAGGAGAAUUUUCCAGACUUUUGUUCAAGGCCUUGAAAUCCAGACCUGGAGGAACCUGGUGGAGCCGGAGCCGACGGACAUGUCACUGAAGAGCUGAAGUCCUGAAACGUCAGACCCGACAACGUCCAGACAGCGAGAGCGUCACCGCUCUCAGCUACUUCCUGUCGUUACCAAAGUAAAACCCUUUUUAACUGCACCUUUUCCUUCCAAUCAUGACUCAAGUGUUUUCUUCAGCUGUGUGACAUCAGGCCAGUCGUCGUGAUAAUCCAGAGACAGAAGUGAAGUAAUUUUUUAUAAAUGAAGUGAACUGAUGAUGAGAGUUUGACUGUGGAACAUGAAGCAUGACUAUCAGCUGUUGACUCUGACCUUUCUUUAACCUGCAUGAGCUUUGUGUUUCCUCUGAGGCUGGAACAGAAAAUCUGAUUUUUAUGUCUAAACUGGAUUUUCUCCAGGCAGUUUUGUUUUUCCCCAGAGGAACAUCAGCUCCUCCUCUGUGAUCAGAAUUAAAGCUGCACAACAUGAA